AGCAUUGCCAGACAAUUGCAAAGCAAAGUCAACCGCUCCGCCCGCCCGGACCAACAAAGAAAUCAACCGUGAACAAAUUGUACAUUUAUUUAUCUUAUCGCAGCGUCUUCUUCUCGUUUGACCACGUCCAGCGCACAAAUCCGUUCACACUCGACGCACACGCUGCUGUAAUUACAUUUGCCGGGAAGACACUGUAAAGCAAUGUUGAAAAUUGCAGCGGAGGGCAUUGCGCCACGACUGGCGGCCUGUUGCCUUAUCAAUAGCAGUGCCCAGAGCAGCUGUCAGAGAUUGGCGCCUCAGGCAGCCAAAGCCACACAAAAGUACCUCUCACAAUCACAGAUGCACUACAAGAAGCUGGUCAUCAAGGAUCACUACGAAUUCGAUCAAAAGGUCAUCAACAGCGAUAAUCCGGUGAUAGUGAAUUUCCAUGCGGAAUGGUGCGAUCCCUGCAAGAUACUCACACCCAAGAUGCUCGAAUUGUUGGAGAAUUCGGAUGAAAUUGAUUUGGCCAUUAUCGAUGUGGAGGCAAAUCUGGAUUUGGUCGAAACGUUCGAGGUGAAGGCCGUGCCGGCUGUUUUGGCCUUUCGCAAUGGCGUCGUUGUGGACAAGUUUAUUGGCCUGGUUGAUGCCAACAGCAUAGAGACGUUGAUUGACAAACUGAAGCGCAAACAACAACAGAAGCAAUAGAUGCGUCAAUUAUUAUAUAGAUAUUAUAUUAUUGUAUUUUUGCGGCCUUAAGAAUUUAAUUGUGUUGCAUGCCCCAAAGGGAGAGAGCUGGAGCAAAAGCAGAUGAUGGGCAGGAUUAGCAAACGUGUUGUACUUUAUACGAGUCCUCACAAAAAUAGAAUAGUAAUUAUGAUUAUACUUGUAAUUAGCCAAAUAAGCAAUGCUCAAUAAAAUUGAACUGCUUCUCUGUUGGCUGAGACAAUUGCUCCCUUUAUCAGUCAGUUGGUCAAUCAGUCAAUCAAUCGCACACUCAAACGGACAA
Messenger RNA from Drosophila innubila, 988 nucleotides. Its product is annotated as thioredoxin, mitochondrial. The transcript is spliced from 2 exons. Gene Ontology annotation, cellular component: cytoplasm. NCBI's taxonomy places the organism in Eukaryota, Metazoa, Arthropoda, Insecta, Diptera, Drosophilidae. The coding region runs from base 202 to 687 and encodes 161 amino acids. The record is from RefSeq and is a predicted model, not a curated record. Gene Ontology annotation, molecular function: oxidoreductase activity, acting on a sulfur group of donors, disulfide as acceptor.